Molecule: messenger RNA, 2342 nt
Organism: Eruca vesicaria subsp. sativa (arugula)
Lineage: Eukaryota; Viridiplantae; Streptophyta; Magnoliopsida; Brassicales; Brassicaceae
Source: the annotation of a GenBank genome assembly
CCUAGCUCCUCCCAAAUCGCAGUUUCAAGCAGUUUCUUUGACGCCGUUAUGAUCCGAUCAUCCUUGGCAACCACGGUUGGCCUCUUCCACACACACUCUCAUGGCGGAGCGCAAGCUCGUCCACUAAAGACCAACACCCGAGAAGUAACCCAUUGCCCCGAAGCUUGGUUAGUCAAAAUCCUCUCAACUCUCUUCGUCUACAGGGUUCCCGAUUCCGAUCUCUGUUUCUGCUACCUCAGCAAGAAUAUAAACCCCUUCAUCGCAUUCGAGGUCGUCAAGAAACUUAACAAUCCUCACAUCCGGUUUCGGUUUUGGGAGUUUAGUAGAUCCAAGCUCAACAUUCGCCACUCUUUUUGGACUUAUAACUUGCUCACUAGAUCCCUUUGCAAAGCCGGUUUGCACGAUUUGGCUGGGAAGGUGUUUGAGUGUAUGAAGAGCGAUGGUGUUUCUCCCAACACUCGCUUAUUAGGCUUCUUGGUCUCUUCUUUCGCCGAAAAGGGUAUGCUUCAUUUCGCCACUUCUUUGCUUCUUCAGUCUCAGUCUUGUGAGGUUGAAGGAAGUUGUCUGGUGGUUAACAGUUUGUUGCACACCUUAGUGAGGUUGGGUCGUGUCGACCAUGCCAUGGAUCUUUUCCAAAACCAUCUCAAGUUUCAGUCUUGUAAUGAUACCUGGACCUUUAACAUUCUCAUUCGAGGUUUGUGCGGCGUAGGGAAAGCUGAUAAAGCGUUAGAGAUAUUGGGUGAGAUGACUAGUUUUGGUUCUUCUCCUGAUAUCGUUACUUAUAAUACUCUGAUUAAGGGUUUUUGCAAGAGUAAUGAGCUCAACAAAGCCUACGAUAUGUUCUGCGAGGUUAAGUCCAGAAAGGGUUGUUCUCUCGAUGUUGUUACUUAUACUUCGAUGAUGUCAGGGUACUGCAAAGCUGGGAAGAUGAAGGAAGCCUCUCUUCUGCUAGAUGAAAUGGUUGAUCUGGGGAUUUAUCCUAAUAAUAUCACUUUUAAUGUUCUUGUCGAUGGUUACGCCAAAGCAGGUGAGAUGUCUUCUGCCGAAGUCAUUCGCGGGAAGAUGGAAAGGUUUGGCUGUUUCCCAGAUGUUGUGACCUACACUUCUUUGAUUGAUGGGUACUGCAGAGGAGGACAAGUGAAGAAAGGGUUUAGUCUUUGGGAAGACAUGAAUGCCAAAGGAAUGUUUCCUAAUGCAUUUACCUAUUCCAUUCUUAUCAACGCCCUCUGUAAAGAGAAUAGGCUGCUCAAGGCUCGUGAUCUUUUGAGGCAGUUGGCUGGCGAGGGCGUUGUCUCAAAACCGUUUUUGUACAACCCUGUCAUUGAUGGGUUCUGCAAAGCUGGAAAGGUCAACGAGGCAAAUGUUAUUGUCGCAGAGAUGGAGAAGACGAAAUGCAAACCAGAUAAGAUCACUUUUACCAUUCUUAUAAUUGGGCAUUGCAUGAAAGGAAGGAUGGGUGAAGCAGUCAGUAUUUUCCACAAAAUGGUGGCGAUUGGUUGCUCACCGGAUAAGAUCACAGUGAGCUCUUUGUUGUCAUGUCUUCUUAAGGCUGGAAUGGCUAAGGAGGCCUAUCAACUAAACCAGAUUGCAGCAAAAUGCCAAAGUAAUGAUGUAGCACCUCUAGAGACGAAACCUGUAGUGACGAAAGCUGUGAAUGUAACUCUGGCUGCCUGUUAAGCUUUCUAUUCAAUAUCCCUGUACAUUGGCCAUUUCUGCCUUCAUGCAUUCUGUACACAUGUUAGGCGUAACUGGAAGCAAAAAGAAAAAACAAACAAAAACUCACAGCUAUUCUACUGCAAGAGAUCACACUUCAGUGUAAACUGCCGAGAAUGUACCCAAAACAUUUCGUCUGCAAUAUCCGUGAUAUUCCAUUUCCUUGGUAGAUUUUAGAUCCAGCAUAUUUGCUCCUAGGAGUUUCUUUUCCAAUUGCGUCAUCUGGAUUAGGUUGUGUUGAAGUAAAGGAUGAUCGAACUUGUGAGAGAACAAUUUUUGGAUAAAUGAGAAGUUACUUGAGAACUUUGAAGUUCACAUGAGUGAGAUGGAAGAUAGUUGCUUCAUCUGGUGCCAUGUUGUUUGUUUUAAAACAAAGAAGUGUUGAUUCCUCUUCUUUAAGAUCUGCAAGUUUAUGAAUUAAAAGUUGUUCAGCAUGAUUUUGGCAGCGCAAUGUGCUUAGACAAUAGCUCUACCAGUAAAGAUCCAAAGAUUCUCACAGUUCCAAGUUAAAACUGCAUGAGCGAUAGACUUCUCGAAGAAACUGAAGUUUUGUCUUAAGCUGGGGCUGAGGUUGGGAGGAAUUGGUUAUCUGAGAGUCCGAGUUUUUUUCUGCGAGGGGGGGGGGGGGG